This is a messenger RNA of Scleropages formosus (Asian bonytongue), 2806 nucleotides long. RefSeq names its product F-box/WD repeat-containing protein 11. The record is from RefSeq and is a predicted model, not a curated record. The transcript is spliced from 13 exons. The coding region runs from base 438 to 1997 and encodes 519 amino acids. Gene Ontology annotation, molecular function: protein dimerization activity. Lineage: Eukaryota; Metazoa; Chordata; Actinopteri; Osteoglossiformes; Osteoglossidae.
GACCCAUUCUCAGCUUGUGUAGCUCUGAGACUUUCUGUAGCUCUGAUUAUGUAGCUUUGUGGACAGGCUGCUCAUGUUUUUCUUUAAAAGGUAAUUGGUGAUAUUGUACAUACAAAGAACCAGUGUUUUGUCUAAGGAGUGAAUUCUGAAGGAAAUCAGGAGUUGGAAUGGCACAGGCAAAGCAAUAGUCCUUUGGGACCCCUGUUCAUCAGAACCUCUGAGCAAACCUGAGGUCUGCACCAAAUCUGCCUUGUAAGGGGAAACACUUGAGAACAAAUUUGCUCCCAAAUUCCUCAUCCUGUGCAAGUGCGGCUAGAACCCUCACACUGUGAGGCACUUAUCAGGGAGUUUGUGCUGAUGAAGGCCUUUGAGCCAAGCCCUCGUGGUAUUUCUCGCACCACUUGGAGCCCUCAGGUUUUCGCCACCCACAAGCCACAAUGCCGGACGGACCAGCAGAGAACACUUCGGUCAUGGAAUCUCAGAAUGAUGACAUCUCCCCAAAGAAAACCUCUGUAUUCAAGAUCUGUAAUGGCCCUGUCACGGGGUCCAGGAAGCGGCCGUCAGAGGGAAACUAUGAGAAGGAGAAGGACGUGUGCAUCCAGUUGUUUGACCAGUGGUCAGAGGCUGACCAGGUUGAGUUUGUGGAGCACCUCAUCUCCCGUAUGUGCCACUACCAGCACGGCCACAUCAACUCAUACCUCAAACCCAUGUUGCAGAGGGACUUCAUCACUGCGCUGCCAGCCCAGGGUCUGGACCACAUAGCAGAGAACAUACUGUCGUUCCUGGAUGCACGAUCACUGUGUGCAGCUGAGUUGGUGUGUAAGGAGUGGCAGCGUGUCAUCUCUGAGGGCAUGCUCUGGAAGAAGCUCAUUGAGCGCAUGGUCCGCACAGACCCCCUGUGGAAGGGCCUGUCUGAGAGGCACCAGUGGGAGAAAUACCUGUUUAAGAACCGUACAACAGAAAUUCCUCCAAAUUCCUACUAUCACUCCCUAUAUCCUAAAAUCAUCCAAGACAUUGAGACGAUUGAGGCGAACUGGCGGUGUGGGAGGCACAACCUGCAGAGAAUCCAGUGUCGCUCGGAGAACAGCAAGGGUGUGUACUGCCUGCAGUAUGAUGACGACAAGAUCAUCAGUGGCCUCAGGGAUAACUCCAUCAAGAUCUGGGAUAAGCAGACUUUGGAGUGCCUGAAGGUUUUGACAGGCCACACGGGCUCCGUGCUCUGUCUGCAGUAUGAUGAGCGUGUAAUCGUCACGGGGUCCUCCGACUCCACCGUGCGAGUGUGGGACGUCUGUUCAGGGGAAGUGCUUAACACCUUGAUUCAUCACAAUGAGGCUGUCCUGCACCUGCGCUUCUGCAACGGCCUGAUGGUGACAUGUUCCAAGGACCGCUCCAUUGCCGUGUGGGACAUGGCCUCGCCCACUGACAUCAGCCUACGCCGUGUUCUGGUCGGCCACCGUGCUGCAGUGAACGUGGUCGACUUUGAUGACAAAUACAUUGUCUCUGCCUCGGGGGACCGCACUAUCAAGGUUUGGAGCACCAGCACGUGUGAGUUUGUCCGCACACUGAAUGGACACAAGCGGGGCAUCGCCUGCCUACAAUACAGGGACAGGCUGGUUGUCAGCGGCUCCUCCGAUAACACUAUCCGGCUGUGGGACAUCGAGUGUGGGGCAUGCCUGCGUGUCUUGGAGGGACACGAAGAACUCGUGCGCUGCAUUCGCUUUGACAACAAGAGGAUUGUCAGUGGAGCCUACGAUGGGAAGAUCAAAGUUUGGGACUUGCAAGCUGCUCUGGAUCCCCGUGCCCCAGCCAGCACGCUCUGCCUACGUACACUUGUGGAGCACUCUGGCCGUGUUUUCCGGCUGCAGUUUGACGAGUUCCAGAUCAUCAGCAGUUCUCAUGACGACACUAUUCUCAUCUGGGAUUUCCUGAACGUAUCGCCCAAUGGACAGACAGAGGGGCGGUCACCUUCUCGCACCUAUACCUACAUCUCCAGAUAGCAGGAUGAACAUGAGAGCAGGCGCAGUGUGUCCUGGAAGGUUUGUCUGGUGAUUGACUGUGUCUUUUGUGGGAGAGGGGAGGCCUGUAAGUCGACAUGGCCUCCUCCUCCUCCUCCUGAUCUCCCUCCGUCUGGGUGUCUCCGCCCCCUGCUCUGAGCCCCUUAAAUAAGCCUCACAAACACAGCCUGCAUCCCCAGCUCCCCCAUCCUUAACUUGGUUUUCUCUGACAUCCCUUGCUCCCGAGUGGCCUGUACAUGCACAUUUUCUCUUAAAAACCCACACAUAUAUACACACAUGGGCAGGCCCCCAGACUGAGCGAGCGUGUGAGGGAGCCUCUACACCAGCGCUGGGGACGGCGUGAAAUGGGGCUGGGGCAGAGUUGCCUGUUUGAGCUCCGGGCCUGAGACGCACUGUGUCUGGACUUACUGUUGUGGCACAAAGGGACACAGACCCCGGGAGACCCCGCAUGUGCCCAGCGUCUCGCGCUGCCUCUGCCUCCCUGCAACUUUCCAACUUUUUUUAUUUUUAUUUUUUUUUUAUUUUUUUUUUUUUUUUUUUUUUUUUUUUUUUAAAUUCCGAGUUGUCUUUUUCUUUGUAAAGUUGUACUAAGAAUUGUAGUUCUUUUUCAUGCUCUCUUCCUCCUUAAUCUUUCAUUCUUGCUGUCUGCCUGCUUAGGUUCUCAACUACCUGUAUCUUGGAGCUGAAUUUAGCUGUAAACAGAAAUGUCUUGUCAAAAAUUGUGUUGUAUAUUGAAAUGAUUUUUUUAAAAGAAAAAACGGACAUUAUUAAGGAAUAAAGUACUUGACUGU